AAACCCCUCUAUUUCUUCUUCUUUUCUUUUUUUUCUUUCUUUCUUUCUUCUUCUUCUUUCUUUCUUUUCUUUUCUUUUUUCUGAGGCGCAUAUUAGUUAAGUCUUCGAGUUUUAGCUUCUAGGUCUGAUCCAAUCCCCCACUCCACAAAAAUUCUCCAAUUCUCCUCCUCCCUCUCCGCCGUCUCUUCUUCCUCCCUACCUUCUUCUCACCCUCUCUUUCUCUCACUUCGCCGCCUCCCGCCACCUCCAUCAUCCCCUGAUUCCUUCUCGAUCCGAUUAUUACUCUCCUUCUUCUUCCUCACUGCAAUUCCCCGAUUUCUUCAAUUAUUCCUUCUGGAUCGUGUUUCUUCUCUACCUGGGGACUUUCCUUCAUUUAUUUACUUUCAUAACGGAUUUUCCAACUGUUUUCUAGAUUUAUUUUACACGUACCUUAUUCUUCUUCUUUUAUUUUUUUGGGAGAUAUAUAUAUAUAUAUAUAUAUAUAUAUACAUAUAUAUAUACACACACACACACACGCAUAUAGAGAGAGAGAUAGAGAGAGAGAUGGGGAGGAAGAGGGAGAGGGGAUUAUGUUGUGUUUGUUGAGGAAAGUUAAUUAUCCGGACUGACUUCUGUAAGAAUUGAAGUUUGAGACGGAUCUUUAAUAAUUAACUGAGGACUCUGAGGUUUUCUUUUGGAUUUGUGAUUCGAUUUGGAGUUGAAGGAACUGGAGGGUGUUUUGUUUCAGUUUAAUUGAAGUUAUGGAAGAACGGGACAGUAGAAGAGUAAAUAUGGGGAUGCCGGAUGUGAUUCUUGGCUGUGUAAUGCCCUAUAUUCAGGACCCGAGAGAUCGUAACGCUAUUUCUCAAGUUUGCCAUAGAUGGUACGAGCUUGAUGCGCUUACUCGUAAUCAUGUUACCAUAGCUCUUUGCUACACCACCACACCCGAACGGCUACGGCAACGGUUUAUUCAUCUUGAGUCCUUGAAAUUGAAGGGUAAACCGAGAGCUGCAAUGUUUAAUUUAAUACCUGAGGAUUGGGGAGGAUAUGUUACUCCAUGGGUAAUGGAGAUUGCUAGUUCUUUCAAUCGCUUAAAGUCUCUUCACUUCCGGCGUAUGAUUGUCGUAGAUUCGGAUCUGGAGCUUCUUGCUAGUGCACGAGGCCGUGUUCUUGUGUCGCUUAAACUCGAUAAAUGCUCUGGAUUCUCCACCGAUGGAUUAUUCCAUAUUGGACGCUCUUGCAGGAAUUUAAAAACAUUGUUUUUGGAAGAGAGCUCAAUUCAGGAGAAAGAUGGUCAAUGGUUACAUGAACUUGCUAGGAACAACACAGCGCUUGAGACGUUAAAUUUUUACAUGACAGAAAUUACCCAAGUUAGAUUUGAAGAUCUUGAACUUAUAGCCAGAAACUGUCGUUCCUUAAUUUCUGUGAAAAUUAGUGAUUGUGAAAUCCUUAAUCUCGUGGGCUUCUUUCGUGCUGCUGGUGCUUUGGAGGAAUUUUGUGGAGGUUCCUUCGGCUUCAAUGACCAACCAGAGAAGUAUGCAGGUAUAGCAUUGCCUCAGAAUCUGCGUAAUUUGGGUCUUACAUACAUGGGAAGAAGUGAAAUGCCAAUAGUUUUCCCUUUUGCAAAUCUUCUCAAGAAGUUGGAUCUUUUGUAUGCUCUGCUUCAUACUGAAGAUCAUUGUACUUUGAUUCAGAGAUGCCCCAACUUAGAAAUUCUUGAGACUAGAAAUGUGAUUGGAGAUAGAGGAUUAGAAGUUCUUGCUCGUCAUUGCAAGAAACUGAAAAGGCUUAGAAUUGAGCGGGGUGCAGAUGAGCAGGGAUUAGAAGACGAGGAAGGUCUUGUUUCACAAAGAGGGUUGAUUGCUUUGGCACAGGGAUGUCUGGAACUGGAAUACUUAGCUGUAUAUGUGUCAGAUAUCACUAAUGCAUCUCUCGAGUGCAUCGGCACAUACUCGAAAAAUCUAAGCGAUUUUCGCCUUGUCCUGCUGGAUCGAGAAGUACGGAUAACGGAUUUGCCACUCGACAAUGGAGUUCAAGCUCUAUUGAGAGGGUGUUCUGAGAAGCUCAAGAGAUUUGCUUUAUAUCUUCGACCUGGUGGAUUGACAGACGUUGGUCUUGGUUAUAUAGGAAGGUAUAGCCCAAAUGUGAGAUGGAUGCUUCUUGGUUAUGUGGGGGAAUCUGAUGCUGGGCUAGUGGAAUUCUCUCGCGGCUGCCCUAGUCUACAGAAGCUUGAAGUUAGAGGAUGUUGCUUUAGUGAACAAGCAUUAGCAGAGUCCGUGUUGAACCUAACCUCCCUCAGGUACCUAUGGGUUCAAGGCUACAGAGGAUCCUCUUCAGGCCGCGAUCUUCUUGCAAUGGCUCGCCGGUACUGGAACAUCGAAUUGAUUCCAUCAAGACGAGUUGUUGUGCCUGAUCAAGUUGGGGAGAUGGUGGUGGCUGAACACCCUGCUCAUAUACUUGCAUACUACUCCCUAGCAGGACCAAGAACUGAUUUUCCAGAGAGCGUCGUACCGUUGGAUUCGUAGUCCUUGAUCGAUUCAUAGAGCUUAUGGGGAUGUACAUACAACAAGUCAACAACAAUCUCUCUCUCUCAUUUGUUCUUUCCACUUUUCCACGUACCUGUUAAUAGAAUUGAAGGUGUUACAAAAUCUGCGGUUAGGAUGAAAAUUUGUGUUUGGAAAUGUCAUUUUGUUGUGGUGGUAUCAUCAAAAUAUAAACAAAGACAGACAGAAAGAAAGAAAGAAAAAACGAAUGACAAGGACGAGGACGAGAACAAGACAGAGAAAGACGGUUUUAGUGUUGUAAUAAGGCUGUGUUGUUUUUGUUCUUGAAACCGUGCGUGCCAUCAUGAUGAUGGAAAUGGCAGUUUGAACACUGUUUAUUGCAAAGACUUCCCUUUUUCUUUUCUUUUCUUUUUUUCUCUCUUAACUUUUGCCCAUUUCAAAGAAGAAGAAGAAGAAGAAGAAGAAACCUUAGCUUUUUGGGUGUGAUGGUAAUAGUGUAAUAUUAUUUUCUUCCUUUCUGAGUUAUAAAUCCCAUUCAGAGAAUUAUGGUUCUUUAUAUAUAUAUAUAUAGUUAGUUGGUGGGGUUAUUGGAGAUCAAUGGUUUGUAUCAGUUGUGAAUAAAUGAAAGAGCCUUCCACAAACAGUUUCAGAACUUCA
Cucumis sativus (cucumber) is the source of this 3140-nucleotide messenger RNA. Its product is annotated as coronatine-insensitive protein 1. The record is from RefSeq and is a predicted model, not a curated record. The transcript has 3 exons. Gene Ontology annotation, biological process: SCF-dependent proteasomal ubiquitin-dependent protein catabolic process. The coding region runs from base 741 to 2504 and encodes 587 amino acids. Gene Ontology annotation, cellular component: SCF ubiquitin ligase complex. NCBI's taxonomy places the organism in Eukaryota, Viridiplantae, Streptophyta, Magnoliopsida, Cucurbitales, Cucurbitaceae.